AUGGGCUGCAUCCUCGCCGGACUUUGCGUGUGCAUGUUCCUCUUCAUCUGGUGGUGGUUCCCGCGCAUGUACAAGAAGGGCAUCCGCGCCGACAUGGACCGCGUAGACGAGGACAACCGGAUGAGAGUCCUUCACGAGAACGAGCAGGCGGACAUAGAAGCGGCGAGAAGGGCCGAGGCGGGCGAAGGUGACCCGACGAACCCACCGCCAGUAUAUUCGCCGCCUCCAAAGAAGCCGACGACUGUUAUGUACACGCCGCCGGCUUAUACUUCGUACUGA
This is a messenger RNA of Saxophila tyrrhenica, 279 nucleotides long. RefSeq lists its product as uncharacterized. Lineage: Eukaryota; Fungi; Ascomycota; Dothideomycetes; Mycosphaerellales; Extremaceae. The transcript is spliced from 2 exons. Bases 1 to 279 code for a protein of 92 amino acids. The record is from RefSeq and is a predicted model, not a curated record.